Fonsecaea pedrosoi CBS 271.37 is the source of this 375-nucleotide messenger RNA. RefSeq lists its product as uncharacterized. The transcript has 3 exons. The coding region runs from base 1 to 375 and encodes 124 amino acids. The record is from RefSeq and is a predicted model, not a curated record. NCBI's taxonomy places the organism in Eukaryota, Fungi, Ascomycota, Eurotiomycetes, Chaetothyriales, Herpotrichiellaceae.
AUGGAACUCUUUAUUGCGGUCAAGGCUGUCAAGAGCAAUACGGGCAAGUUUACAGAAAGACGAUAUACUCUGACGAUACCUGACGCCGCUGCAGAAUCUGCGAUGCAAGUGAAGGCACAAAUCGUGCUACAACCGUCGAGUAUUGUGGUCCGAAUCAUGAUGGACAACAUUGCAGUGCCGGACAGUGUUGUUCUUCAGACGGUCUAUGUGGUAUCACCAGCGAAUUCUGCGGCGAAGGGUGCCAACCAGCUUUUGGAACGUGCACUCAGGAGAGAUGUGGUCCAUCGAACGGCAACAGCUCCUGUCCCUUUCCGCAGUGUUGUUCCCGCUUUGAUUAUUGCGGGACUGGUCUUGAUUUCUGUGCUGUCCCAGUAA